AGUAUAAUAUGUCAUCGGUAACAACACAUGUGAUAUUUGAUUUGGACGGCACAUUGAUUAACACAAUGGACACAAUGGCCAAACAAAUUGCAAUUUAUGCCAAUAGUUUCGGUAAAACUGUAUCACCGGAUCUAAUAAAUAAUAUUAUCACAUCACCAAACAGUCAACCAUAUUAUAAUGAAUUUAUGAAUCAAAUUCAUGGUCCCGGAGCCCCCCGUAUACCAGAUCCUAAUGAAUUUGAAGAAUCCAUUUUAGACCAGACAUACGAGUCGCCAGAUUUAGCACUCAUACCUGGAGUCAACCGACUUGUUCAGCAUCUGUACAGACACAACAUACCGAUGGCCAUAGCAUCGGGCGGUAUUGGACGUCAUUAUGAGUCGUUGUUGUUAAACAAAAAUUUUGGCAAUUAUUUCGAGGAAGGCCUACAUUUUAGUCACGUAGUUAUGGGUUGGGACGAUCCGGAUGUUGUACGCAAUAAACCCGCUCCGGAUGUCUACUAUGUUUGUGCUAAACGUUUCCGAACACAACCGCCGCUAAGCUAUGAUAACGUACUGAUUGUUGAGGACUCGCUAAUCGGUAUUACCGGUGCAUUGGCUACCGGUUUGAUGAAAACAUUGUUAGUUAACGACCAAAAACGGACUAACUUUAAGGGAUUGACAGAUAGGAUCACAUGUAUUGCCAAUAGUUUCGAUGAUUUUAGGCCCGAAUCAGUAGGUCUACCCCCGUAUUAUGAUUGAACUAAAUGAUAAUUAGAUUGAAUUUUUUUUUUAAUUUAAAUAAGUUUUUUUAGCAUGAUACUUUUAUAUAAUUAGCAAUUAAAAAAUUAUAAAUAAUUAUUUAUUUAAUCUAGAAUC
Molecule: messenger RNA, 854 nt
Organism: Oppia nitens
Lineage: Eukaryota; Metazoa; Arthropoda; Arachnida; Sarcoptiformes; Oppiidae
Product: pseudouridine-5'-phosphatase-like
Exons: 2
Coding region: 9-737 (242 amino acids)
Molecular function (GO): phosphatase activity
Source: RefSeq, a predicted model, not a curated record